CGUCGAGGUGGUUGUGGUCCCAUUGCUGGCGGUGACCGUGAUGUGGUUCAAAGAGGCUGCUGGUCGUCACCCAUCAGGCCGGCCUCUAGACAUCAAUCCUCGCCUAGCUAGUAGCUCCUCUCCGCCCCCCGCCACCAGCACCAAAGCUACACGCUGGAGCCCGGAUGCACCGCCAUGCCGACUCUACCAACACCGUGAUAAAUUAUUCACCUACCUGCCCGACUCUUUCAGGAGUUCACCGAGGACCUCGAUAGAAGCAAGUGCGGUGAACUGGAGCCCAUUUCUCGGGCAGACUAUUCCAGCGCCGCCGCUGUGUUUAUUGUUCAAAUAAUGAUCAUUAUCAUCACUAUUAGCCGUGUUAGCGUCGAUGUGGUUGCAUGGAUAUGCUAGUUAGCUGCUAGCUAACGUUAGAUCGCCCAGUGACAGUCCUGCCGGAGGCGGGGAGAUCUUCGAGAUUCAAGAUAGUUUCCAUGCCAGCGUCGGGUCUGGAAAUCCACUACAAUGUCUGUUGACGAAGACACUGUAAAAACUGGUAGCCCACAGGCUACCUCGGCUUCAUCCCUGCAGCUGUCAGAAUGUUCUGGAAGUUGUAGCGGUGUGUCAGUACUGGUGGAAGGUGCCACAGGGGCCACCCGGGUCUUGGCGGCUGCUUGUCCUGUCCCUGGCACCGCUGCCUCACCAAAACACUCUAGCACUGUUGACUCUCUUACGCACUCAAACAGCACUGGAUUGAGAUCCAAAGGGAAUGAGGCUGGCAUCAAUCGCAGGAACAACUUACACCACCCCAAACAGCAUCAACAAAUGAGGGUGACGAAGCGGCGCAACACGUCAAACUUUAGUUUCAAGCAUCCGACUUCUGGUAAAAGACGACGACGGGCAAACUCAGAAAGUGACUCUGUCCUGCCAACUAACUUCCUCUUAGGUGGGAACAUUUUCGACCCACUCAAUCUUAACAGCCUACAGGAUGAGGAGGUUAACCGGGCACUGAAUGCUGAGACGCCAAAAUCCUCCCCGCUGCCCCUAAAGAGUCGAGACCCCGUGGAGAUCCUCAUUCCCAGGGACAUAACAGAUCCUUUGAAUCUGAACAGCAGCAUAGCAGACAGCAGCUUUUUGGUGGCACCUUUAAAGAGUGGCGGAAGGAGGAGGCAUCGCAACAGACAUCACGGGGGCAGCAUUUCAGCUGCACAGUUGGGCUCGUCAGAAUCGGGGAAAAAUGAAGUUAAACCUGGAGAAUCUGCACCAUUUCCUGGUGCACUACCUUCACUUUCUAAUCCAGACGUCUCUAAAGCAUCGAAUAGUGUCUCCUGUGGCGAGGGGGAUUCGCGUGAACACUCUACUGACGACUCCUCCAUUUUGAAGGAGGAGGUGACGUCUAUAUCUGUUGAGGAUUCCACCUCCUCCAUUUCAGGAGGAGCAAAUCAGCACACAAGCAGGCGCAAGCGAAGGCGCAACUCUGGCAAAAUGGACCCCCCUAUGUGUCAGUCUACCCCUGCAGCAAAGUCAACAUCUGGUGAGCAAGAUCAUAAAUCAGGGGGGCACAAAAACUCCUUCCACGCAUCCAGGAGUGGUUGCAAAUCUGGUCCGGCAGGUCGUCAGCAACAGCAGCCACACAACCAGACAAGGGACCAACAGAAAAAGAAAUUCCAGUAUGGGAACUACAACAAAUACUACGGUUACCGCAACCCAAGUGCAAGCGAAGACCCGCGGGUCUGUGUCUUCCGUCCAGAGUGGUUCGAAGGUAAACAUGUGCUGGAUUUAGGCUGUAACUCGGGUCACCUCACGCUCUACAUUGCCAAAAUGCUGCGGCCCGCCCGCAUAUUGGGCUUGGACAUUGACAACGGGCUGGUGCAUGCAGCCCGCAAGAAUAUCAGGCAUUAUCUCUCUGAGCUGCAGACCCAAGAGGCCAGGCGGGCCACACAGGAGAAGGAUGGAGGCCAACAGGAGGACAGUGUUUCAAGCCAGAGUGACAAGAAGCACACAGAAAGAAAGGAAAAUGGGAGUGCACUGAAAGAGGCCACAAAUGACUCUUGUGGCACGGAUGAGGCCAAGACUCCGAGGCGAGACGGCAAACUGGAAGAAGUGGAGCAGGAAAGUUGCGAUAAAUCUGGGAGCUGCUCUUUCCCUUUGUCCCUGCAGAUCUCCCGAGGACCCAUUGCUGCACCUCCUCUUACUGAAACCUCCACCUCACGGCCUGGAGAGUUCCCCUCUAAUGUGUCUUUUAUCAAGGCCAAUUAUGUGCUGCAGAACGAUAAUCUUCUUAUAACUCAGCGUCCCGAGUACGACGUGAUCCUAUGUCUGAGUGUCACCAAAUGGGUUCACCUAAACUGGGGGGACAACGGCCUGAAGAGACUCUUUAAGAGAGUCUACAGACAUCUCCAUCCUGGAGGCGUCUUCAUUCUGGAGCCACAGCCUUGGCAGUCCUACGUCAAGAGGAAGAAGCUGACGGACACCAUCACCAGAAACUUCCACAGCAUCCGCCUCAAGCCAGAUCAGUUUUCAUCCUAUCUGACCAAUGAAGUGGGCUUCACCAGUGUUGAGUUCCUCGGGACACCCAAGAGUUCAUCAAGAGGUUUUCAGAGGCCAAUCUAUUUGUUUCACAAGUGACCCCAUCUGCCUUGCGAGGAUACUGAAUGUGAGUAACCACGCAGCCAGCUGUUGAACUCUUACAUCAGCUGUUCAGACUCUUGACAACGGACAUUCAUUAAGGAGACCAAAAGCGAGGUUCUUGUUUUUUGUUUUUGUUGUUUUUUUGUGAAAAUAAGACUUGUCAAGGUGGUUAUUUCCUCUGACUUCCCUUUUUGCCAAGUGUGAUGCAUGGCGGCGUUGUGCGUUCGGAUACUUUUUGGCUAUAUAACCUUUUAAAUCUUUAUUAAUACUGUGCAGUGUGCCACCACAAAGGCACGUGAAUCUGGGCUGGGUGCUCUUGCCAGUUACCAUUUCAAAAGCAGGUCUGCUCACUUCCAUGAGCUCGGUGCGGCUCAACUUGGGCUAUUGACUCUUUCCAAAGCCAUUAAAAUUAACACAUUGGCCUGAUCACUUUUAAAUUGAUCUCAUAGUUAUGUUGCUGCACAUAUGAUAUAUUUAAAGCUGAAGCACCCAUCUUUUAAAACAUGAAGGGUAUAACAGAUAACAAUGAUCUGAACUUGCUAACCCCACUGCACAAUUGGCAUACUCUUACAUUUUUCAUUAACAAAUGAAAUGUUUGGAUUACAGGGCUUCUUUCUUUCCUCGUGUCAUGCUAUAUUUACAGUUCAGGAGGGAUUAGUUAAAUUCAAAGGGAUGUUCUGAUGCUCCCGUCCUGAUGGUAGGGGGCACAUUUGAGCCACGGUGACAUGAUGCUGGUGUUGUAACCUUGUCCGUGAAGCCAUAGCUCUACUUUUCAUUCUUUUUUGUUGCCCUUGUCCAAAGUGAGCUCAUGAAUGUAGAAUUAAAGCAGAAAACGGACCCAUUGCUACAGCAUCUUGGACAGUUUAAAUUCAAAGCAAGUAAAGCUUCUGUGAUUGCUAAUUACUGGUAAGAUGCCUUUAAAAAAAACAAUUGUAAACUAUUUUGCUGUUAAGGUACUGCCAAAUGUUUUGUGGGUCUUCGCAAAACGCCAUGUUUGGGUUGUUUAGUGCACACAGUUGUUAUUUACUGUCAUUGAUGAUUGCACCUCCAUUACCCUCUUUCAUUCUCACUUAGUGGCGGCUGCUUCAGGCACAUUUUGGAGGAGAAUUUAGUUAAGUGUAUUGAUGUAAAUAAGUUUUGAAUUUGGUUUUAUUCUCGUCACUGUUUUGAGUUAUUUACUGCUUUUGUCUUUUUCUUGUUGAUAUGUGUUUGAGUCAUAGCAGUUUGUUGUUGUUUUGGGGCCCAAACUAGAUCUUUAAUCCAUCUGAUGAAUAUGUAAAUUGCAACUGUGUUUGCUUGGUUCGACCCUAUCCCCAGAAGGCACAUGGAUGGAUAAUUUCAUCAGCAGCUUUUUUUUUUUUUAUAUAAACUGUGUCAAAGUACUCUUAUUGUCUUCAUUCAACAUGUUUUUGACUUUUUAAAAUUUCUUCCCAAUUCAGAUACACUUCCAUCAAAGUCUUUGAUCACGAAAUCCAAAUUCAGGUUAUAUUUAAAACGGAAUUGGCCCAAAUCUAACUUUUCUCCAAAGCUAAGACAAUCGCUUUCUCAGGCUUAGAUCAGUCCUUGGCUGCAAUACUGAGGGUGUUGUUUUUUCCCAAUAUCAUCAAAUAUAAUUUUUCCUUCAGAGCACAUAAUGAGUAUAUUAUUUGCAAAUACUUAAACAUGUUGUAAUGUUUUGCUUGAUUGCACCUCAAUGUCUCAGCAGUGGUGUCUUUUAAGAAAAUGUCAUGUCCAGGUAUUCAAGCUAAAGUGUGUCUUUGCUGCACAUGUAAAAUUACAUGAAAUAUAUAGCACUGUGUAAAAAUGUACUCUCCGUUAUGGGGUUCAUUUGGAUUUUUGUAUGAAAAGGGCAUUUGAAAUUUUAAUACAUAGUAAUAAUACCAGUGGAAUAUUCAGGUUGUAGCAGUGAACUAAUUUUACUGUGCAAAUUUUGCCCUAGCUAAAAGUUACAUUUCCCACAUCGUUUCUCUAGUAAAAUAGAUGCAUAAACUCAAGGGGAUAUGUUUUUUAGCAGCACUAUAUUUCAUGUUUUCAUGUUGAAUUUGCACUGAUGACUUGAAGGAAUUAAAUACAUUUCUUUAGAAAUGAUUUAUGUUUUUCAUAAAUCUUUACAUGUUUUUUUCUUUUCAUUUGGAAAAAAGGAAACGUUUAAUUCCUAUGCCUCUGAGCAACAACGUUUAAGAAUGUUUUUCUGUUGAAAACAUUUGAAUUGAUUAAAAGUGGUUCCAGACA
Messenger RNA from Entelurus aequoreus (snake pipefish), 4839 nucleotides. It is a transcript of the gene mepcea, whose product is annotated as methylphosphate capping enzyme a. The record is from RefSeq and is a predicted model, not a curated record. Gene Ontology annotation, biological process: snRNA modification. The coding region runs from base 502 to 2604 and encodes 700 amino acids. Lineage: Eukaryota; Metazoa; Chordata; Actinopteri; Syngnathiformes; Syngnathidae. Gene Ontology annotation, molecular function: snRNA binding; RNA methyltransferase activity; O-methyltransferase activity. The transcript is spliced from 5 exons.